This is a messenger RNA of Calypte anna (Anna's hummingbird), 519 nucleotides long. Its product is annotated as hemoglobin subunit alpha-D. Gene Ontology annotation, molecular function: organic acid binding; haptoglobin binding; oxygen binding. The coding region runs from base 46 to 471 and encodes 141 amino acids. Gene Ontology annotation, biological process: hydrogen peroxide catabolic process; oxygen transport. Gene Ontology annotation, cellular component: blood microparticle; hemoglobin complex; haptoglobin-hemoglobin complex. Lineage: Eukaryota; Metazoa; Chordata; Aves; Apodiformes; Trochilidae. The record is from RefSeq and is a predicted model, not a curated record. The transcript is spliced from 3 exons.
GCUCCGCUCCCACCGAGACCUGUCUGCCCACUGCCCGCAGCCACCAUGCUGACCGCCGAGGACAAGAAGCUGAUUACCCAGGUCUGGGACAAGGUCCAAGGCUGCCAGGAGGAUGUUGGAGCCGAAACCCUGACGAGGAUGUUCGUCACCUACCCCCAGACCAAGACCUACUUCCCCCACUUCGACCUGUCACCAGGCUCUGACCAGGUCCGUGGCCACGGCAAGAAGGUUGUGGCCGCCCUGGGCACUGCUGUCAAGAGCCUGGAUAACCUCAGCCAGGCUUUGUCGGAGCUCAGCAACCUACAUGCCUACAAUCUGCGUGUUGACCCUGUCAACUUCAAGCUGCUGGCACAGUGCCUGCAGGUGGUGCUGGCCACUCACCUGACCAAGGAUUACACCCCUGAGGUACACGCUGCCUUCGACAAGUUCCUGUCGGCCGUGGCUGCUGUGCUGGCUGAGAAGUACAGAUAAUCUGCUAUGUAUGUCCAGGUGCCACCAAUAAAGACACCUUUGAAAAUA